AUCGUACAGUAUGGGGGUUUUGAAUGAGAGAGAUUAUUGAGAUUCGGGCCAGGGUCAAUAGUUCGUCCUUUUAUUUUUCUUUUAUUAUUAUUAUUAUUUCGUCCAUUAUAUUAUUAUUUGAGAAGGGUGAGAUUUUUUUCCUUUUGGUAGAGAAUGGAAAGGGUGAGAUAAUCCAUCAAAAUUCGAUCAUUCGACGGUCGUCGUCUACUCGUCUGGUGUUGGUGCUGAUUCCCUUACUGCCCUCCUCGUACCCAAGUCCUGCGGCAAUGGAAUGGAGCUCUAAAAAAGUGUGAGCGAUUUCAACUGCAGAGACCGGGCGACUUCCUACUCCCUCUACUACUGUUCAAUUUUCAGUUUCCCGGCGGGGAGAGACAGAGAUAGACAGGCAGACACACGAUCGGUCUCCCCUGGUCUCACUUAACUGAAAAAAAAUAAUGGCUUUUGGUUCUUUCAGUCAUGGGAGUUCAGCAUCAUCGUCAAACCUGUCGCCCUUAGCACAGCCUUUCACUGUUGAUCGUUUCCUUCCCAAACCCAAUCUAAACCCACUCGUACCUUUUGGUGAGGACCCUUACUUGCAUUCCUACCCGCCUGCUUUCGACAAUUGGCACCAUUUGCCCCCUCCUACUUCCUUACCGGAUUCAUUCUCCUGUUCUAAUUCCUAUUCUGACUCAGCCUCGACCCAUGCCCCCAAUCUCUCCUGUGCCACCAAUUAUGGGUACUACGGUUCUCAGUCUAUCAACUCAUUUGGUACCCAUAUAAAGCCCAAUACUGCAACUUCUUCUGUUGUUUCCUUCCCUUAUGAUCAGCAGCAGUCGGAGAGCAUUAGAACUACUCUUGUUGAAGCAAAGCCAUAUUAUCCCCAGUACCCAUCAUUAUCUAUUCAUGAUGAUACGUCCCCUGUGGUACUCAAUGAGUCUGCUUGUGAUAUGUUGUCAGCUUCUAGUUUUGCUCCUUUUGAUGGGGCCUAUCAUACUGGUUACACUGGAGGCUUUUCUGUGGACUACAUGGAUCAGUGGAAUGGCUUUUGUGACAGUCUGCCUGAUGAGGAGCAGGGUAGAAGGAAGGGCCUUGAUGGAAAUUCGCUCAUCAGCAGGAACUAUGGCACCAUUUCAAUGACUGACAAAAGUUCCCUAAAGCAAGGUAUGUAUGUAUUUUUUUUUCCUAGCAAGUUGGAGUCCCAAUAAAACUUAGUUUCCGUU
Macadamia integrifolia is the source of this 1199-nucleotide messenger RNA. RefSeq lists its product as uncharacterized. The coding region runs from base 435 to 1184 and encodes 249 amino acids. The record is from RefSeq and is a predicted model, not a curated record. NCBI's taxonomy places the organism in Eukaryota, Viridiplantae, Streptophyta, Magnoliopsida, Proteales, Proteaceae. The transcript is spliced from 2 exons.